This is a messenger RNA of Cercopithifilaria johnstoni, 993 nucleotides long. NCBI's taxonomy places the organism in Eukaryota, Metazoa, Nematoda, Chromadorea, Rhabditida, Onchocercidae. The record is from the annotation of a GenBank genome assembly.
AUGGUACAUGAUGGCUCAUUAUUGGCCAGUAUAAUACCGAAACGCGACAGAUAUUUGUACGACAGUUGGGAUUCAAUGUUGUCCAGUGAUGGCAAAUUCGAUAAGCCAUCGAAUUGUACAAAUGGAAUCAAAUGGAUUCUAGAUGUUUUCGGAGAUUGUGUCGACACGAACUUGAAAUUAAUUGGCUUUAUCAUUGGAUUCAUAUCAUUGUUUCUGUGGCUUCUGCCAUUAAUUCCACAGCUUUUACAUAAUUAUCGCACUAAGCGCUGCGAUGGACUUUCCAUUUAUUUUAUUCUUUUUUGGGUUGUUGGUGAUUCAUGCAACACAGCUGGAGCAGUACUUACAAAUCAACAACCUCUUCAGAAAAUUAUUGGUGUUUAUUACAUUGUACAGGAUAUGGUGCUUUUGAGCCAGUAUUUUUAUUACAGUCAUAUCUAUCCACAUCGACUACGAGUUUCUGCACGAAGUAAUCCAAUAACAAGUCCAACAGCAAUAGUGCCAGGCAUUUUUGUUGGAUUAUUAAUGACUGGAGCAUUGCUUUCAAAAGAACAUGCACCGAAUGAAUUCGAAUAUCAAACUUAUGAAGCGUCAGGCGGGAGAAGAAAGUUACUUUCUAUUAAACUACCUGGUGGACCACCAUUUUUUAAUGGCUACUACGAUUUGCUCGGCUAUAUAAUUGGUUCUGUAGCCGCAACAUGUUACUUUGCUGGUCGAAUUCCUCAGAUGUUAAAGAAUUAUUACCGUCAGUCUUGUGAAGGUCUAUCACUGAUUAUGUUCUACAUAAUUAUAUUGGCAAAUGCUACAUAUGGAUUAUCUGUUUCACUGGAAGCAACUAAUUGGCAUUAUAUUUUGCGUCAUUUACCGUGGUUGGUAGGUAGUUUAGGUUGUUGUAUAUUCGAUGUCAUUAUGGUUGUGCAGUACUUCUAUUAUGAUCGUUUGAAUCGUAAGAAAGAUGUAAUGGAGCGCGAAGCAUUAUUGGAAGAUGCAGAUUGA